CACCAGUGGCACAAACUGGGAGAGAGCGGACAGGGAGCCCGCUGCUGCCACCUCAACAUGGAGUAGCGAGAUCCCAGCAUUUACUGCUAAGAAGCAGAUCCCACAGAGAGGAAUACGCGACGGCCUCUGUUUGAUUCAUCCGCCGAAGUGCCCGCAAAUGAUACAGCGGCAGUUAUUUUUUGUUGACGCAAAGGAAAGAUCGGCUUUUAUUUGAAAGAUGGCGAACGACUCUCCAGCUAAAAGUCUAGUAGACAUAGACUUGGCUUCAUUGCGGGAUCCAGCUGGGAUAUUUGAAUUGGUGGAGGUGGUUGGAAAUGGCACCUAUGGACAAGUAUACAAGGGACGUCAUGUCAAGACCGGACAGCUGGCUGCCAUCAAAGUCAUGGACGUCACAGAGGAUGAAGAGGAGGAAAUUAAACUGGAGAUCAAUAUGCUGAAGAAAUAUUCCCACCACCGAAACAUAGCCACCUACUACGGUGCUUUCAUUAAAAAGAGCCCCCCGGGACACGAUGACCAGCUGUGGUUGGUGAUGGAGUUCUGUGGAGCUGGUUCAAUCACAGACCUGGUUAAGAACACCAAGGGGAACCAGCUGAAGGAAGACUGGAUUGCCUACAUCUCCAGAGAGAUCCUCAGGGGUCUGGCCCAUCUACAUGCCCACCACGUUAUCCACCGUGACAUCAAGGGCCAGAACGUCCUGCUGACCGAGAAUGCUGAAGUCAAACUAGUCGACUUUGGCGUUAGCGCUCAGCUGGAUCGAACAGUGGGGAGGCGAAACACCUUCAUCGGGACGCCUUACUGGAUGGCUCCUGAGGUCAUAGCUUGUGACGAGAACCCGGACGCCACGUACGAUUACAGAAGUGACCUGUGGUCUUGUGGUAUCACAGCUAUUGAAAUGGCUGAAGGAGCACCACCGCUUUGUGACAUGCACCCAAUGCGUGCACUCUUCCUCAUUCCAAGAAACCCUCCUCCCAGGCUCAAGUCUAAAAAAUGGUCCAAAAAGUUUUUUAGUUUCAUUGAGAGCUGCCUGGUGAAGAACUACACUCAGCGGCCCCCGACGGAGCAGCUGCUGAAGCACCCCUUCAUCCGAGACCAGCCCAACGAGAGGCAAGUCCGCAUUCAGCUCAAAGACCACAUCGACCGGACCAAGAAGAAGAGGGGAGAGAAGGAUGAGACAGAGUAUGAGUACAGCGGCAGCGAGGAGGAGGAAGAGGAUCCCCCAGAGCAGGAGGGGGAACCCAGCUCCAUCGUCAAUGUGCCGGGUGAGUCGACUCUGCGCCGCGACUUCAUCCGCCUGCAGCAGGAGAACAAGGAGCGAUCCGAGGCGCUCCGUCGCCAGCAGCUCCUCCAGGAGCAACAGCUGCGGGAGCAGGAGGAGUACAAGCGCCAACUACUGGCCGAGAGGCAGAAACGCAUUGAGCAACAGAAGGAGCAGAGGAGGCGGCUGGAGGAGCAACAACGACGCGAACGGGAGAUGAGGAGGCAACAGGAGCGCGAGCAACGUCGUCGCGAGCAAGAGGAGAAGAGGCGCAUUGAGGAGAUGGAUCGUCGACGUAAAGAAGAGGAGGAGCGCCGGCGGGCCGACGACGAGAAGAGAAGGAACGAUCGCGAACAGGAGUACAUCAGGCGUCAGCUGGAGGAGGAGCAGAGACACCUGGAGAUGCUGCAGGAGCAGCUGCUCCGUGAACAGGCCAUGCUGCUGGAGUUCAAGUGGCGAGAGCUCGAGGAGCAGCGCAAGGCUGAGCGACUCCAUAAGCGCCUGCAGCAGGAGCAGGCCUACCUGCUGUCGCUGCAGCACGAAUCCAAACAGCAACCUGGCGACAGGACCAAACCCCCCUCAGACCAUAGCAAACCUCCGCAGACCUCCACCCUGCCCCCUGACAGACUCCUCAACACAACCCCUCAGGCUCAGGUCCUUGACAGUGCUGCUUCUGUAGCAAGAGGCGCUUAUGAGUCCUCCAGAGCCCUUCAGGCAGUCCCCUCGGAUAGCGCCAAAUCCCAGGCAGCGGCGCCACAGAAGACUGACUCUGAUGAGACAUGUCCCAGCCAGGUCUCAAACUCCCCCGACCCCCCUCAGACUGAACCCCCCACUGACUUUGAACCUCCCCAGGCAGAAAGUUUGAAGCCCGACGGGCCCACAGAGCCUGUCAGUCAUCCUCCUCAGCCUAUCAGAGAGGCCGACGAGCGGUACCGUAAAAACAUUCAGGGCUCCCCUCAGGCCGCCCCUCUUCCCAAGCAGCCCCCUCUUCCUCCCCGCUCCUCUGAACCGUUCUCCAAUGGCGGCCCCUCCUCCGAAGCCUCCGCCAUGCACCGUCCCAUGGAGCCUCAGGUCCAGUGGUCUCACCUGGCUGCUCUAAAAAGCAGCAACAGCGCCGCCCCCUCUCCUCCUCCUCCGCCCGUGGUCUCUCGCUCCCAGUCCUUCAGCGAGCCCGGCGGCGUGACCUCUAGCUUUGCACAACUCCACCUGCGUUCCCAGGACCCCCACCAUCAUCACCACCACCACCACCCAUCGCCCGCACGCACUGACCCCCAGCCCCAACCUCCCCUCCACCACCCUCAGGCCCAACACCAGGCCAGCAACGAGGAGGUACCUCCUAAGGUCCCAGUCAGGACAACAUCCAGGUCUCCAGUGCUGUCGCGCCGAGAGUCCCCUCUGCCAUCUCAGCCCGGCAACCAGGGCGGACAGAGGAGCGCUAGCGGUAACGUGGAGCAGCGCCCCCUGUGGGACCGAGUGGAGAAACUGCAGCCUCGGCCAGGCAGCGGCAGCUCUUCCGGCUCCUCCAACUCUGGCUCCCAGGCCAGUCCCGCUGACCGCUUCAGGCCACGCUGUGAGUCCCCCGCUUCUUCCAAAUCCGAAGGUUCUCCUCUCCUGCGGCCUGAAAAUGUUCCCAAAAAACAAGAUGAAAAGAACGUCGCCCGGCCUACUCGACCAGCUUGUGAUGCGGAUCUGACUGCUCUGGCCAAGGAGCUUCGUGCCGUAGAUGACGUGAGGCCCCCCCACAAGGUCACCGACUACUCAUCCUCAAGCGAGGAGUCGGGCACCACCGACGAGGAGGACGACGAGGAGGUGGACCAGGAGGCGGGAGAGGAGUCCACCUCCGGAGCCGAGGACUCCAGGGCCGGAUAUUCCCAUGGCUUCCGCAGGAGGCUGAGUAACGGGGAGACCGAGUCUGCUAAGACCAUGCCGGUGGAGGACUCUGAGAGCGACCAAGCCACUACGCCUUCCAAGGACGGGACGCUGGUCAUCAGACAGAGCACCGUUGACAUAAAGCGGUCGGUCAAUCUCUCAUCUUCAUCCUCCUCUUCCUCGGCCGGCCCCGGUUACGGCCACGGCCAGCCCCAACCCCCCGGCCACGGCCUCCCAGAGAAAAACGGCUUCGCAGGCCGCAUACACCACCUACCAGACCUUAUCCAGCAGAGCCAUCACUCCCCUUCCUCCUCCACAUCCAUCGCUUCCUCCUCCUCUUCCUCCUCUUCCUCUUCCUCCUUCCCCUCAUCAUCUAGCCACGCCAGUCCCGCCAUGUCCCCACAGAACCCCCCGGACAAGUUCACUGCCAUCGAGUCCCAGUCGGAGAGCAACUCCAUGUCCAAACACAAGUCUUCCUCCUCCUUCACUCCCUUCAUCGACCCUCGCCUUCUCCAGAUCUCUCCGUCCAGCGGCAGCUCCCUCAACAACAUGGCGGGAUUCGGGCAGGACGGACGGAUGGCGGACCCCCUGAGGUCCGACCCAUCUCGCAAAGGCUCGGUGGUCAACGUCAACCCGGUGAACACGCGUCCGCCGAGCGACACGCCCGAGAUUCGCAAGUACAAGAAGAGGUUCAACUCUGAGAUCUUAUGUGCUGCACUCUGGGGAGUGAACCUGCUGGUGGGGACGGAGAGCGGCCUGAUGCUGCUGGACCGAAGCGGUCAGGGGAAGGUCUACCCCCUGAUCAACAGACGACGCAUCCAGCAGAUGGAUGUCCUGGAGGGUCUCAACGUCCUGGUCACCAUAUCGGGUAAAAAGAACAAGCUUCGAGUGUAUUACUUAUCGUGGUUGAGAAACAAGAUUUUGCACAACGACCCCGAGGUGGAGAAGAAGCAGGGUUGGGUCAACGUGGGCGACCUGGAGGGCUGCGUCCACUACAAAGUCGUGAAGUACGAAAGGAUCAAGUUCUUGGUGCUGGCCUUGAAGAACGCUGUGGAGGUGUACGCCUGGGCACCCAAACCCUACCACAAGUUCAUGGCCUUUAAGUCUUUCGGUGACUUGGUGCACAAGCCUCUGCUGGUUGACCUGACGGUGGAGGAAGGACAGAGGUUAAAGGUCAUCUACGGCUCUUGCUCGGGCUUCCACGCCGUGGAUGUGGACUCCGGUGCCGUUUACGACAUCUACUUACCCACGCACAUCCAGACCAGCAUUCAGUGCCACGCCAUCAUCAUCCUGCCCAACACCGACGGCAUCGAGCUGCUGGUGUGUUACGAGGACGAGGGCGUCUACGUCAACACCUACGGGCGCAUCACCAAGGAUGUGGUGCUGCAGUGGGGAGAAAUGCCAACUUCAGUGGCCUACAUUAGGUCAAACCAGAUCAUGGGCUGGGGCGAGAAGGCCAUAGAGAUCCGCUCGGUGGAGACGGGCCACCUGGAUGGCGUCUUUAUGCACAAGAGGGCUCAGAGACUCAAGUUCCUUUGUGAGAGGAAUGAUAAGGUCUUCUUUGCCUCCGUGCGCCCCGGAGGUGCCAGCCAGGUGUAUUUCAUGACCCUGGGGCGCACUUCCCUCAUGAGCUGGUAGUCAAGCCACACCAGCCAAUGCGACGACACCAGACCCGAGCGGAGACCACCAGACGACGACUGCGACUAUAACCGACGACGAUGAAGAAGAGUACAGCCUCGAGCCUAAGCCGGAGAAUCAUCUCGACGGAGGGGAGCGGCGGCCUUUCCACCCGCUCGGGCAAACAAACGGAUUGGACUGUAAUCAUGAAAAGAAGCGAGGGGCGAGCGUGUGUUUUGUGGGCGCCGGGGAGGUAAAUUUUGUUCGUGUGCAAACUAUAUAUUACGACGGGAAGAGAAACUCCCCAGACCCCAGGUUUUUCUCAAACCCACCUCCCCCCCGCAGCCCAACCUUCUGAGCCGAUCCCGUCCUCCUCUUUCUCUGCAGGACGUGCGAUCCGUUGCCUGUCGACGGUAAAUCUUUAUGUGUCAUAGUAAAUCUUUGCAUCGUGUACGUGUCGAAAGGAGGAAACGCCGAGCAUGCGAACGACGGGACGACAGGACGCUCAAACGCGGCCUUUUGCUGUAGAGGGCGAAAACCGUACGCGCCGUACCUCGAGCAUAGCCGUGUUUAGUCCCGGUCAGGUAAAAUUAAUUCCUAUUCCCGCCGCGGUAGAUUUUCACGUCAAGCAUGUCACGUAACACUAUUUCACAGCCACAGCUUUCCUACAGUAAUUUACGGCUUGACAUGUAAAUCUGCCUCUCGUCUUCACUUUUUUUGCCUUCUCCUCCUUGAAGUGAAGAUUUUUUUAAGGGACCUUCUUGAUAUAUCCAUUCAAGACAGGGUACCGGAUAUCACUUUGUACAUACUGGCUACAUCGACCUCGUGGGCUUCAGACUCUCCCGGGUUUUACAGACACUUUGUUACCGCAUUGCCUCGCGUACUGUAGGUUACGUCGGACAGAAGUAGCCCCGUUUAUGACAGCACGUCGCUUUGGUGUCAUCGACACAAUUAGCCCCCCGUUUUUCAUACACUGUAUAUUUUGUAUGUGACUUGCUGCACAUAAAUAAAGAGUAAGGAUGUAGGACACAGCGAUAGUGAGUUUUAAAGGAAAAAUCCACCCAUUACAGCAUCCAUCGCAGUUUCCCUUAUCUAUUUCAGUCGCUCAUUUUCACACGGGCUCCGCAGAUUCCGUCGUUCCGCUGGAAACGUAACAGCACCACCACCGAGACCACACAAAUGUACCCAGGAACGCGAGAUACGGUACCAAAAGGUGGUUUUGGUUUUGCCAGAUGGAUUUUUCCUUUAACGUCAGUCAUAAGUAGGGCUAGGAUAAACUGUGAAUUAGACACGCAGGAUUAGCAGGUGGCCAUUACGGUAGCAUGGAGGCCAACGGGCGGAAGUAAGGGAAUGAAGUGCGCAUAGAGCCGGAGGGCCGAGAAGAAGCUUUGAGCAUCGCACUCCACACGAAAAGGGGUGCGCGUCGGUGCGGGAUUGCCCUCCGCGCCCUAUUUUACAUCCAGUCCAUCCAACUCUUUAUUUUGAACAAGACUUUAGCUUGAUGUUCAGCAAAACGGUUGCCUUAGAACGGUCUCCAGCUGAUUGACGCUGCUCAAAGUCCUCUGUAGGUCAAGUUAAAAGUGAAGAAUUUUGGAUUUUGCGUACUGUAGGAAGAAUCUGAUCCAGCCAUGUGAUUUAAUAUUGGACCUCUCUUUUUUUUUUUUCUUCUUCUUUUUUUGCCAUUUUAGGCUUCAGACAGGCAGUUAGUUUGUUUACUCAGUCCAGUCUGGAUUGAAGACACAAAUGCACGACAUGAACUGGAUCAUUGUUCUAUCCCAUGCCUUCGUUUUUACCUUCCUUCCUUUCCUCAUCCUCUCAAACCCAAACGAGGAGGCAAGACUCGCUUGUCGCUUUACGUUAGACCCAUUCAAAUGUAGAAUCCAUCCCGCGUCUGUAUGAAUUAGACUCGUCUCUUCGAGCCCGCUCACUCGGCAAGGGCGCCGCGUUCGCCGUCCAAGGUGUGAACCUGCCUGGAGCCGCAGAACACAGGACCGAGGUGCUUUCUCGCACCUGUGACGAGCAAAGAAGGCAAAAAGUCACAUGUUCUAAUAGCAGUGUUACAAAACCACUCGAGACUGCGUGAACUAAGCGGCAUAUUUUUUAACUCUGACUUAGUUUUUAGUCUUGUUUCUGCGAUUUUUAUUAUGUAACCCUUCAGAUAAGUAUGCAACUGCGGUGGUUUUUAAACCGCAGGGCACACCUUACGUUGAAAAUGUUUACAGAAGCAAUUGUUUUGUUAAACCAAUGUGCAUCGGUAUGAAUAUUUAUGGUUCAUUUUGAGGGCAGUUUUGUUUUUUUUUUGGUUUGGUUUUUUUUCUUCCCCGUUUUGUAUUUUGUAUUAUUCCCUUUUUGUACUAUCAUUUAGACGUUUGUGUACAGGAAUAAUGGAGUUUUGCUCACGUUAAGAAUUACACAAUCCCAGAGUGCGAUUUCACCGAUUCGUCUACAUCCUGCAUCGUGCACAGCGUGCUCCUGGCUGCGUGGCAGCGUGGAUCAGAUGUUUUCUACCACCCAGGUGCCAGGUGACAUGUUUCCCCUCAAACGUCUCUCUGCCACGCCUCUCUAAUUUAUGUCCUCUCUGUGUGUACUAUGGGAAUUAAUGUAUUUUCCUGAAGGUCUUUUUUUUUUCCAUUGAAUAAAAUCAGAAGUAAUUUACA
Molecule: messenger RNA, 7398 nt
Organism: Scatophagus argus
Lineage: Eukaryota; Metazoa; Chordata; Actinopteri; Scatophagidae
Product: mitogen-activated protein kinase kinase kinase kinase 4-like
Exons: 33
Coding region: 218-4762 (1514 amino acids)
Biological process (GO): protein phosphorylation
Molecular function (GO): protein kinase activity; ATP binding
Source: RefSeq, a predicted model, not a curated record